This is a messenger RNA of Cutaneotrichosporon cavernicola, 1332 nucleotides long. RefSeq lists its product as uncharacterized. Lineage: Eukaryota; Fungi; Basidiomycota; Tremellomycetes; Trichosporonales; Trichosporonaceae. The coding region runs from base 1 to 1332 and encodes 443 amino acids. The record is from RefSeq and is a predicted model, not a curated record. Gene Ontology annotation, cellular component: phosphopyruvate hydratase complex. Gene Ontology annotation, biological process: glycolytic process. Gene Ontology annotation, molecular function: magnesium ion binding; phosphopyruvate hydratase activity. The transcript has 5 exons.
AUGUCUGUCAUCAACAAGGUCGUCGCCCGUCAGAUCUUUGACUCUCGUGGCAACCCUACCGUCCAGGUUGACCUCUACACCGACAAGGGCUUCUUCCACGCUGAGGUCCCCUCGGGCGCUUCCACUGGUGCCCACGAGGCCGUCGAGCUCCGUGACGGUGGCAAGGACUACGUCGGCAAGGGAGUUCUCAAGGCCGUCAAGAACGUCAACGAGAUCAUUGGUCCUGCCCUUAUCGAGUCCAAGCUGCCCGUCACCUCGCAGAAGGAGAUUGACGACCUCAUGAUCAAGCUUGAUGGCACCCCUAACAAGGGCAAGCUCGGCGCCAACGCCAUCCUCGGCGUCUCGAUGGCCGUCACCGAGGCCGGUGCUGCCGACAAGGGCCUCCCCCUCUACGCGUACAUUGCAUCGCUUGCCGGCGUCAAGGAGCCCUACAUCCUUCCCUGCCCCUCGUUCAACGUCAUCAACGGUGGCUCGCACGCCGGCAACGCUCUCGCCUUCCAGGAGUUCAUGCUCCUUCCCACCGGCGCUUCGUCGUUCACCGAGGCUAUGAAGAUGGGCUCGGAGACCUACCACGUCCUUAAGAAGGUCAUCGUCAAGAAGUACGGCAUUGACGCGGUCAACGUUGGUGACGAGGGUGGCUUCGCUCCCAACGUCUCGGGUGCAGAGGAGUCGCUUGACCUCCUUACCGAGGCCAUUUCCGCCGCCGGCUUCACUGGCAAGAUCCAGAUCGGCCUCGAUGUCGCGUCGUCCGAGUUCUACAAGGACGGCAAGUACGACCUCGACUUCAAGAACCCCAACUCGGACUCGUCCAAGUGGCUCACCGGAGCCCAGCUCGCCGACCUCUACCACGGCUACUGCGACAAGUACGACAUCUGCUCGAUUGAGGACCCCUUCCACGAGGACGACUUUGACGCUUGGGCCCACUACAUGCAGACCGCCAAGAUCCAGAUUGUCGGUGACGACCUCCUCGUCACCAACCCCCUCCGUAUCAAGACCGCCAUUGAGAAGAAGGCGUGCAACGCCCUCCUCCUCAAGAUCAACCAGAUCGGCACCAUCUCGGAGUCGAUCCAGGCCGUCCAGCUCUCGCAGUCGAACGGUUGGGGUGUCAUGACCUCGCACCGCUCGGGCGAGACCGAGUCGACUUUCAUUGCCGACCUCUCGGUUGGUCUUCGCACUGGCCAGAUCAAGACUGGUGCCCCGUGCCGCUCGGAGCGCACUGCCAAGUACAACCAGCUUCUCCGCAUUGAGGAGCAGAUUGGUGCGGGUGCCGUCUACGCCGGCGGCAAGGGUCUCUCGAAGGGUACCGAGGCCCCUGCUCUCCAGUCGGAGUAA